CUCGCAUCAGAUAUUUAUAGCUUUGCGUGUUCCUUAUGGAAUCAUCAUACUGAUACGUUCCUGCAACAAGCUUUUACAGGGGAUGAAGCAGCAGUCACAAAUUCUCUAGAAAGAACCUUGUUGUCAUUGAAAGUGCUUCGUAAACUGACAGUCCAUGGAUUUGAGGAACCUCAUGGGCGUGUAGAGGUGAUGGGUUUUCUACAUGCAGUGUUUGAACGGCUGAAGCAGUUUCUGGAGUGUUGUAGAAGUAUAAGAGCGGAAAACGUGUGCAGAGAUCGUCUAGAAAAGACUAUAAUACUGUUCACUAAAGUGCUUUUGGACUUCCUGGACCAACAUCCCUUUUCCUUUAUCCCUUUGGUUCAGAGGUCUCUGGAGUUUGCUGUGAGCUAUGUUUUCACAGAGGCUGGCAAAGGAAUUGUUUUUGAGCGGUUUAUUGUACAGUGUAUGAAUCUCAUUAAGAUGAUUGUGAAAAAUUAUGCAUACAAGCCAUCCAAAAAUAUUGAAGAUAGCAGUCCUGAAACUCUUGAAGCACAUAACAUCAAGACAGCAUUUUUCACAUAUCCAACACUGACGGAGAUAUGUAGGAGACUAGUCUCUCACUAUUUCCUUCUGACAAAGGAAGAACUUACCAUGUGGGAAGAGGACCCAGAAAGCUUCACUGCAGAAGAGACAGGAGGUGAUUCUUGGAAAUACAGUCUCAGACCGUGCACGGAAGUUCUUUUUAUUGAUAUUUUCCAUGAAUAUAAUCAGACUCUUACCCCUGUGCUUUUAGAAAUGGUUCGCAGUCUACAAGGGUCUGCCAACAUGGAAGAUACCAGUGCUAUACUGAUUAAAGAUGCCGUGUAUAAUGCGGUUGGACUGGCUGCUUAUGAACUAUUUGAUAGUGUGGAUUUUGAUCACUGGUUUAAAAAUCAACUGUUAGCAGAACUACAGGUUUCUCAUGACAGAUACAAACCAAUACGCCGACGAGUAAUUUGGCUGAUUGGACAGUGGAUUUCUGUAAAAUUCAAUGCAGAUUUGAGACCUGUGUUAUAUGAGGCAAUUUGUAACUUGCUUCAGGACCAAGAUUUAGUGGUCCGUAUUGAGACAGCUACAACACUGAAGUUAACUGUGGAUGACUUUGAGUUCAGCACUGACCAGUUUCUACCGUAUCUGGAGUCCAUAUUCACACUGCUCUUUCAGCUGCUUCAGGAAGUAACACAAUGUGACACCAAAAUGCAUGUUCUUCACGUUCUGUCUUGUGUGAUUGAAAGAGUCAAUACACAGAUACAACCGCACGUAGGAUGUUUGGUUCAGUACUUACCACUCCUGUGGAAACAGUGUGAGGAGCACAAUAUGCUGCGAUGUGCCAUUCUGACGACCUUAAUCCAUCUCAUCCAGGGUCUGGGAACAGACAGCAAAAAUCUCUAUCCUUUUCUGCUUCCAGUUAUUCAGCUAAGUACAGAUGUUUCUCAGCCUCCACAUGUCUAUCUGCUGGAAGAUGGUUUAGAGUUGUGGCUAGUGACACUGGAGAAUAGUCCAUGUCUUACCCCUGAGCUGCUGAGAAUAUUUCAGAACAUGUCUCCCCUUCUUGAGCUGAGUUCAGAAAACGUCAAAAAUUGCUUUAAGAUCAUCAAUGCUUAUAUUUUCUUGGCAUCAUCUGAAUUUUUACAGUCAUAUGCUUCUGACUUAUGCCAUUCGUUUUGUGAACUUCUGAAGGACGUAAAUAGUGAAGGUCAAGUUCAAAUUUUAAAGGUUGUGGAAAAUGUCCUAAAAGUAAACCCUGUUUUGGGUCCUCAAGUGUUUCAACCCAUUCUACUAUCAAUAUUCAGGGGGAUUAUCAAUGGGGAGAGAUACCCAGUGGCAAUGUCUACUUAUCUGGGGAUCAUGGGUAGAGUUCUGUUACAAAAUGCAAGGUUCUUUUCAUUACUUUUGAACCAGAUGGCAUGUGAAUUCGGUCAGGAGGUGGACCAAAUUCUUGGCAACAUGAUUGAAAUGUGGGUUGAUCGGAUGGAUAACAUCACUCAGCCAGAAAGAAGAAAACUUUCUGCUUUGGCAUUGCUUUCACUUCUGCCAUCAUUGAAUAGUACUAUCCAGGAUAAAUUUUGUGGUAUCAUUAACAUUGCGGUGGAAGUGCUCCAUGAUGUUAUGACUGAAGAUAAUGAAACAGGAAGAUGCAAAGAUUGCAUGUUGGUGGGCUAUUUUGAAGAGCCUAAAGCUGCAGAAGAUGAGGAACCUCCCACAGAACAAGAUAAAAGAAUAAAAAUGCUUGCACUGAAGGACCCGGUUCACACUGUGUCAUUGCAGCAGUUCGUCUAUGAGAAGCUAAAGGCCCAGCAGGAGUUACUGGGAGAACAAGGUUUUCAGGCACUCAUGGAAACUGUGGAUACAGAAAUAGUUGCACAACUCCAAGAAUUUUUACAAGGCUUCUAA
Messenger RNA from Merops nubicus (carmine bee-eater), 2412 nucleotides. It is a transcript of the gene IPO11, whose product is annotated as importin 11. The annotation marks the transcript as partial. The transcript is spliced from 25 exons. Gene Ontology annotation, cellular component: nuclear envelope; cytosol. NCBI's taxonomy places the organism in Eukaryota, Metazoa, Chordata, Aves, Coraciiformes, Meropidae. The record is from RefSeq and is a predicted model, not a curated record. Gene Ontology annotation, biological process: protein import into nucleus.